CAAUGUAAGGCCUUCAGCCUUAUUGGGAAGAGUCGACUAAGUUAGCAGCAAAAAUACAACAUCGAAACUAAAUGUAUUUUAAGUCCGAGUGGAAAAAGCGAGACGUGAUUAGAAGCCCCCAGGUCUAAUUGAAAUAACCCGGCUCGAUUAUUUUUGCUUACUUUUCAUUCGAAGACACUUUGUUGUUUAUUAUUUUUUGAAUAACUCAACCACUUUGCUCGAAUGACCGGGAAAAGUUUGAAAAGCUCUGUUCAUUUUGUUAUUUUAACAUAACUGUUAAAGUGAAUUUAUGCAGACGGUUAAUGCAAGAUUAAAGCCGAAUUUUGAAACUUAUCUUCAGUUUCACUUCUGUUUUGGCGCUUGCUGUUCAAUUUGAAUUCUGCGGGCUAUCCCUCUGAACUUUCUGUACGAUUCAGUGCACACUUACGAGAAGCAAAGCACCUCUAACUGGAACUAUGGCUUCAGGUCAAACUUGAAAUGACGAUUUUGAUCAUUCAAGAUUAUAGUUUUACGGCCUUUUAGAAUCAUUCAGCUUAUUUUGAUAAAUGUUUUAUGGAAUCAUUAAAACCAUUCAUUAUUGCUGGGUAAUUACAGCAAACUCCUUCGGGGAUAUCCUGCGUUCAAGAGACGUUUUGGCUCUUCUGGUCGAUUUCUACUCCUACAAAGAUCAAAUGUGAAGAGUGUUGUGGACCCUGUGCUCUGUGAAUUAUUGAUGACGCUCGCGGCAAAAAUAUAUUUACUCAGUCUCCAACAUUGCGAUCAAAAGACAACUUGAAAAUACUUAAAAUCGAACGCCGGCUUAUUUCUCAUUCAUUGACAUCCAGAUCCAGAUCUUCAGAAUCAAAAUGUCCAUAGUUACAAUUUUGCAAGAGCAAAUGGUUACUUCGAACAAAGUUUCCUUAAACAGCAGUAAUGAUUUGCCUUCGUCGGAUCUCAGUCUUAACCAAUCAGAGGGCGAGGAUGCGUUUGAACCAAUGAGAACCACUCGCGAGUGUGGGUGGUGUUACUUGCUGCUGGGCUUUGUGAUUCUGUGCACGAUGUUGGGCAACCUGAUGGUAUGUUUGGCAGUCAUCUUCGACAAGCGACUGCAGAACAUCACUAACUUCUUCCUAGUGUCGUUGGCAAUGACUGACAUGGGUGUGGCUGUUCUAGUCAUGCCCUUUGCUAUCGUGGUCGCCUAUAACAGCGGUCUAUGGCCAAUGGGAAAUCUAGUGUGCAACGUCUAUCUACAUGUAGAUGUGCUUCUUUGUACCUCUUCAAUUCUCCAUCUGACCAUUAUAUCUCUCGAUCGAUUCCUCGUCAUCAAGUACCCUCUGCGACACAAAAUACACGGGGGAUCCCGAUGCUCCACAGUCCUCAAAAUAUCCCUGGUCUGGAUACUCUCGAUUAUGGUAGCUUUUCCGGGAUAUCUGAUCCGAAAUACGAUUCACUCUUCGCCGGACAAGCCGACAGUAGCCGAGAACAAUUUUCUCUCGGAGAAGGGCGAGUGCGGAUACUUCGACACGAGUCAACUGUUUAUAAUUUACAGUGCAACCGGGUCGUUUUUCCUGCCGGCGACAAUCAUGGCGGUCUUGUACUUUGUCACUAUCAUGGAACUCUACGGGAGCACGGAGUUUUCGCGACGAGCCGAUGCCAAACGCAACGUGGCUGGGAUCCACUCGAGCGAGGCAAAGAGCUUUGUGCAGAGAAUGACAUUUCAGAGUGCGCAGAAGAAAGCGAUGAAGGUGUUGGGAGUUGUGUUCACGUGUUUCCUCAUCAGCUGGUGUCCCUUCUUUGUUACAUACUGUCUGCAGGGAGUCUGGCAUGUGGAGAUCUCACCGAAUUGGAACCUUUUCGUGCAGUGGCUAGGAUACCUUAACUCGAUGCUCAACCCCAUAAUCUACACUCUGUUCAACCAAAAUUUCAGACGCGCUUUUGUCCUCAUUUGCCAGUUCAAGUUCAACGAACUGAAAAUGCAGAGGCCCAGAAUGAUCACGAACCAACUUCAGCUAGCCAGAAUAAAUAGCAUGCACCAUCAUCAGUGCCAAAACAACCCAGACAGGGUCUACAACAUACGAAGAGCUAAUAUGGGCUGCAACAUUAGUAAUAAUAACAACAACAAGCCCCCCACCGCCACUCAUAUUACUGCCUCUACAAACAUAAUCCCCCCAUACGACGAAUGCAACAUAUACUUGCCAUUUCCAGGUGGACAACGCACUGGAGCUAAAUACAGGUGUUAUAAAAGUAUGCUUGUUCAGCAGGACUUCAGCAUAUCGGCUAAUGGAGUGGCUGGUUGUUCAUACCAUCGUGCAAAUCAUACCAACAGCUGCAACGGAAGAAUAACUUCAAUAAGUGAAACCAGCAGAAAUAAGAGCAGCAACAGCGAAUCAGUGCCGAGCAAACCAAGAUCUUCAUCAUCAUUCUCGUAGAUUCAUUUCGCACUUUUUCAGACAAAUGACCUCAAGUUGCUAAUUGAAACUGACGUUAGAGAUUAGAGGGUGCAUCACGCGUAAUACGGACAUGAAAUAGCCGGCAAAAAUGUCGACUUUUCCAUUUAGAAAAAAUUAGGUCGCCUUUAGCAAAAAUGUAGGGUUGAUGGAAAAGAGUAGGAGCAUUUGGAAAUGGCAAACAAAAAUGGGGGAAGCAAUCGCCCCUUCUCCCGUCCUCGGCAGGCUAUGAUGGUCUGAUUACAAUUUAAUAGUUCGUUAUUUGGUAUUUGUUCGUUUUUCUAUGCAGUCUUAAAAUGAAGCCAAAAAACGAAUUUUAAGCACUUUUUGAAAAAUUUUGUCCAAAAAGUUGCUGUUUAGUGCGCGCUCCCUCAAAUCCCUGAUAGAGGGGGCUGAUAAGCAUUACCAAAUCGGAAAUCAUUUAGAUUGAAGCAAUACAUAGUGCGUCAUAUUCUUGUAUUUAGCUGUUAAAUUUCUUCCCAGGUGUUAGAUAAUUAUCCCAGAGUUAUUGUUCUUAUAAGAAAUAAUUUGAUUUAACUUUCUUGUCCCGUCUUUACUAAUUAGUUGGUCAUUAUUGAAUGUUGAUUGUUGAUUUUAGAAUAAAACCUUUUGUUUUGC
Messenger RNA from Symsagittifera roscoffensis, 3044 nucleotides. Its product is annotated as 5-hydroxytryptamine receptor 2A-like. NCBI's taxonomy places the organism in Eukaryota, Metazoa, Xenacoelomorpha, Acoela, Convolutidae. Gene Ontology annotation, molecular function: neurotransmitter receptor activity; G protein-coupled serotonin receptor activity. Bases 846 to 2408 code for a protein of 520 amino acids. The transcript has 4 exons. The record is from RefSeq and is a predicted model, not a curated record. Gene Ontology annotation, biological process: chemical synaptic transmission; G protein-coupled receptor signaling pathway, coupled to cyclic nucleotide second messenger. Gene Ontology annotation, cellular component: dendrite; plasma membrane.